AUGUUUUGGAAAUUUGACCUGCACACCACCUCCCACAUCGACCAGCUGCUGGACCGGGAGGACGUGACGCUGCGCGAGCUGAUGGAGGAGGACGACGUGCUGCAGGAGUGCAAGGCCCAGAACCGCCGCCUGCUGCUCUUCCUCUCCCAGGACCACUGCAUGCAGGAGCUGGUGGGGCUCAUCACCACGGAGCCGCCAGCAGACCUGGAAGAGAGGAGUCGCUUUAAGCUUCCCAACAUUGCGUGUGAGCUCCUGACCUCAGAUGUGUCCAUCAUUAACGAUAAGCUGGGUGGAGAAGAGUCUCUCCUGGAAGUACUGUACCACUUCCUGGAGCAGGAUCCACCCCUCAACCCGCUGCUUGCCAGCUUCUUCAGCAAAACCAUCGGCAAUCUCAUUGCCAGGAAAACGGAAGAGGUGAUCACCUUUCUCAAGAAGAAGGAAGGCUUCAUUGGUCUAGUGCUGAAACACAUAGAUGCGUCUGCUAUGAUGGACUUGUUGCUUCGUCUCAUCAGUUGUGUAGAGCCAGCCCCCUUGAGGCAGGAGGUCCUCCACUGGCUGAAUGAAGAGAAACUAGUUCAAAGACUCAUAGAGCUUAUCCAUACUGGUAAAGAUGAGGAAAGACAAUCAAACGCAUCCCAAACACUUUGUGACAUAAUUCGCCUUAGCCGAGACCAGGCCAAUCAGAUGCAGGAGAACGUGGGGACUGACCCCCUGUUGGCUGUGCUAGAGUCACAAGAAACUGUAGCAGGACUUCUCAAGAACAUGUUUGAGGGCGAGAAGAACGAGGCUUCCAUUGUUAAUGGAACUCAAGUGCUACUUACCUUACUGGAGGCCAGAAGAUCUGGGCUGGAAGGGCUGAUGGAUCUGUAUUCUCAGGGUUUUGAAAGGUCUUACACUGUUAACUGCAGUAUUUUAAAUGCCAUUGAGCCCCAUUUAAAGGAUUUCCAGCAGCUUCUUCUGGAUCCCCCAAAGAAAGGUGCAAUAUUGACCACCGUUGGCGUUCUCGAUCAGCCGCUGGGGAACGCCCGCCUUCACGUGGCCCGAUUGGUGGCUGCUCUCCUGCAGACCACUUCCCCCAGUAUCUGCCAGGAGCUCUGCGACCUAGGCACCAUGGACCUACUACUGGAUCUGUUCUUCAAAUACUCGUGGAAUAACUUUUUGCACUUCCAAGUGGAGCUCUGCGUGGCGGCCAUUUUAAACCACCCUUCAUCGGAGGAGCGACCCAACCCGGGCUUGCAGAACCAUAAUGGACAGCAGGCGGCGCCGUCCCCUGAAACUAACGCCGAGGUGAUAGAGUCAGGCGGGGCCGGUGACCCGCAGAGCUCCCUCCACAAUACCCUCGUGGCACAUCUAUUCCAAAAGUGUCGAUUGGUACAAAAAAUCCUUGAUGCCUGGGAGGAAAAUGAUAAAAUACAAUCUGAAGGUGGCACCAGAAGAGGCAACAUGGGUCAUCUAACCAGAAUUUCCAAUAUGGUGGUCCAGAAUCUGGAGAAGGGACCAGUACAGGCCCAAAUUGCUGACCUCAUUAAAGAACUGCCAGAAGACUGCAGAGGUCGCUGGGAGAGCUUCGUGGACGAGACUCUGAGAGAAACCAACAGAAGGAACACAGUAGAGCUGGUGAGCACGCACAACAUGCACUCGUCCAGCGAGGAUGAUGACAUGGAGAGCCCCUUCCCCAACGACCUGUCCCUCCAACAGGCUUUCUCUGACUAUCAGAUCCAGCAGAUGACCGCCAACUUCGUAGAUCAGUUUGGAUUCAACGACGAGGAGUUCAGCGAACACGAAGAAAACUUCAACCCCACGUUUGACAGAAUUGCAGAAAUAAACUUCACUUUAGAUUCUGACGAUAACAGUGCCAACGCAGCUGCUUUCGAGGCCUGUUGUAAAGAGAGGAUACAUCAAUUCGAUGACGCUGACGAGGAAGAAGACAUUUGGGAGGAGAAAGAGAUCAACUAUGCAACACAAGCUAAAUCCAGAACAAGGUUUGGUGUGUCCCAAACGUCAGAAGGAAGCUCUCGGAGCAGCCUGGAAAACGGCGGACAGGAGCAGGACUGCGGCUCGGAAUCUGACGAAGAGGACGAUUUUGAGCAAAACACAUCGGACGCAGGUCCUGGCUGGACAGCAAAUUUCAGGGACUCUGAUGGUAUCACGGCAUCCCAGUCUCCAUCAGGGUGGGACGCUCUGCCCCCGGGUGGUGAAAACGAGAACCAGGAAACUGGCUGGGCCAAUUUUACGGCGUUCCAGCCAUUCUCAAGCACAGAGACGGAGCCCAGGUGCAGUUCCCCAGCGGACGCUGGUGGCAGUGACGCCGAUCAACAAGCCAAACAAAACCACGAGAAGGGCGACGCCGCCUCUCGGUGUGUGGGGCCUUCGGGGGAUGCCGCCAAAGCUGCUCCUCACGACGGCGAGGAAGUCGCCGCCAUAGCGGAAACAGUCUUCUCAAAACCAGCCUCUGGCAGCAAGACGGCUGACCUCCAAAGCGAGGAGAGUCCCGUGUCCUUGGAAAAACUAUCUCUGACAGAUCCGCCCGAAUCCUCAGAGCAGCAGCAACAACAACCCGAGGAAUCGCCCAUAACCACACAAACCGAAAGGUAA
Molecule: messenger RNA, 2595 nt
Organism: Nerophis lumbriciformis (worm pipefish)
Lineage: Eukaryota; Metazoa; Chordata; Actinopteri; Syngnathiformes; Syngnathidae
Source: RefSeq, a predicted model, not a curated record